CGCAGUGGAAAAGCAUCAUGUUGCUGGUGGUGGCCAUCACCGUGCACAACAUCCCCGAGGGGCUCGCCGUCGGCGUGUCGUUCGGCGCGGCGGCGGCCAGCGAUGACGUCGCCAACUCCUUCCAUGUCGCCAGGACACUAGCCCUAGGCAUUGGCAUUCAGAACUUUCCAGAGGGCUUGGCGGUUAGUUUGCCGCUGCAAGCCGCGGGAUUCUCCACUUGGAGGGCGUUUUGGUAUGGCCAGUUGUCCGGCAUGGUGGAGCCAGUGUUCGGCGUGCUCGGUGCUGUAGCGGUGGCGGCAGCGGAGCCCGCACUGCCCUACGCGCUGGCCUUCGCCGCCGGCGCGAUGAUAUACGUCGUCGCCGACGAUAUCAUCCCCGAAGCCAACGCCUCAGGCAACGGCAAGCUGGCAACGUGGGGCUGCAUCGCGGGCUUCAUGGUGAUGAUGUGCCUGGACGUGGGGCUCGGCUAACGGCCCGCGACUUCCCUUCGUGUCUUCUCACCGCGACCACGGCUCCCAGAUAACAAUCGCUGUGGAGCGCAAGACAAACUGAAAACAGAGCAGAAACA
This is a messenger RNA of Cydia amplana, 568 nucleotides long. RefSeq names its product zinc transporter ZIP11-like. Gene Ontology annotation, molecular function: zinc ion transmembrane transporter activity. The transcript has 5 exons. The coding region runs from base 18 to 470 and encodes 150 amino acids. The record is from RefSeq and is a predicted model, not a curated record. Gene Ontology annotation, biological process: zinc ion transmembrane transport. Lineage: Eukaryota; Metazoa; Arthropoda; Insecta; Lepidoptera; Tortricidae. Gene Ontology annotation, cellular component: membrane.